CCGGCGAGCUGGUGAUGCUGAACAGCCGUGUGUUACUUUUAUCGCUGCUCGUCCGGCCUUCUCUUCUUCUUCUUUUAUUUCUUUAUUCCCUUCCCCAGUUUUUAUCUCUGCAGAAUCAUUCUCAGUCAAGGCUGGUCGGCAUCAUGUCGCGGCCUGUUCCUGCGGUGUUCCGCCCCAUCUGGCGGCGGAAUUUCUCCGUCUCAACCACCAAGCGCGCCAUUGAUAAGAUAUGCCCGUCCGCUCAGGAAGCCAUCAAGGACAUGAAGGGUUCCUCCACCGUCCUCGUCGGUGGUUUCGGUUUCGCCGGUGUUCCCACCACGUUGAUCGAUGCUGUCCGUGAUCGCCCCGAAAUCAAGGAUCUGACGGUCGUCUCCAACAAUGCUGGAAUGCCGGGUGUUGGUCUCGGCCAGCUUCUGGAAAGCAAACAGAUCAGCAAGAUGAUUGCCUCGUUUAUCGGUGAAAACAAAGUCUUCGAGAAAAUGUAUCUCGGCGGUGACCUCUCCCUGGAAUUGACCCCCCAGGGCACCAUUGCGGAAAAGUGUGCCGCUGGUGCCGCUGGUGUCCCUGCUUUCUAUACCCCUGCUGCUUAUGGAACAAUUGUGCAAACCGGUGAACUCCCCGUGCGUUACAACAAGGACGGUAGCGUCGCGAUCAAGAACGAGCCCAAGGAAACCCGCGAAUUCAACGGCAAGAACUACAUCCUGGAAGAAUCGAUUUUCGGUGACUACGCUCUGGUUAAGGUCCACAAGGCCGACAAGCUGGGUAACUGCCAGUUCCGCAAGUCGAUGAACAACUUCAACGAGGCCAUGGCUAAGAACGCCAAGUACACCAUCGUCGAGGCGGACCACAUUGUCGAGGUUGGCGAGAUCGACCCCGAGAGCAUCCACCUCCAGGGAAUCUACGUCAACAAAGUCAUCCAGAGCACCGGCGAGAAGAAGAUCGAGAAGCUCACUUUCGCCAAGGACCCUAGCGAGAUGCUCCAGGCUGGUUCCGGUGAGGCCACCGCCCGCCGCGAGCGCAUCGUCAAGCGCGCCGCCAAGGAGUUCAAGGACGGCAUGUACGUCAACCUCGGUAUCGGAAUGCCCCUGAUUGCUCCUUCCUACGUGUCCGAGGGCGUGGAGGUCGUCCUCCAGGCUGAGAACGGUAUCCUGGGUCUGGGUGGCUACCCCAAGCCCGGUGAGGAGGACCCCGACUGCAUCAACCCCGGCAAGGAGACCGUCACUCUGGGUCGUGGUGCCUCUGUUUUCGGAUCCCAGGAGAGUUUCGGCAUGAUCCGCUCUGGCCGCAUCGAUCUGACCAUGCUCGGUGCUCUCCAGGUCAGCCAGUACGGCGACCUGGCCAACUUCAUGCUCCCCGGUAAAGUGAAGGGUAUGGGCGGAGCCAUGGACCUAGUUUCCAACCCGGAGAAGACCAAAGUCGUCGUCACCAUGGAACACACCGACAAGAAGGGCAACCCCAAGAUCCUGCCCGAGUGCAGCUUCCCCCUGACCGGACCUCGCUGCGUGUGGAAGAUCAUCACCGAUCUGGCCGUGUUCGAAGUUAGCCCUACCGAGGGACUGACACUGGUUGAGUACGCCGAGGGCGUGACGGUUGAGGAGAUCCGCAGCAAGACUGCCGCUCCUUUCAAGGUUUCGGAGGACCUGAAACCUAUGCUGUAAAUAAUCAAAUACCUGUGGUGUUGAAAUUUUGUUUAUAGAAUUGUGUAUAUAACGUGGGAUGACUGGGAUAAAUCAAAACUAC
Molecule: messenger RNA, 1740 nt
Organism: Aspergillus sclerotioniger CBS 115572
Lineage: Eukaryota; Fungi; Ascomycota; Eurotiomycetes; Eurotiales; Aspergillaceae
Product: 3-oxoacid CoA-transferase
Exons: 5
Coding region: 144-1658 (504 amino acids)
Biological process (GO): ketone body catabolic process
Molecular function (GO): succinyl-CoA:3-oxo-acid CoA-transferase activity
Source: RefSeq, a predicted model, not a curated record